Messenger RNA from Maniola jurtina (meadow brown), 4880 nucleotides. It is a transcript of the gene arr, whose product is annotated as low-density lipoprotein receptor-related protein 6. Gene Ontology annotation, molecular function: protein binding. The transcript is spliced from 24 exons. NCBI's taxonomy places the organism in Eukaryota, Metazoa, Arthropoda, Insecta, Lepidoptera, Nymphalidae. The coding region runs from base 241 to 4815 and encodes 1524 amino acids. The record is from RefSeq and is a predicted model, not a curated record.
AAAAAAAAAAAGUACUUUGUUGCAUUGUUGUUGAUUCUCUAUUUCUGUACCUAUAAAAAAUUCGUUGAAUUUUCUGAAUUUCCUAACUAAAAUAUACAUGCCAUGUACUUUAAGAUAGAAUAAAAUGAGUGUACAUUUAAUUUAAUAUUCAUUCCUUCCCGUGCCUUAUAAAUUUAAGUGUAAUAAAUACGUACUUUAGACCCAUGAGGUGGUUAGCGCUUAGAUUCAUUUGUUUUCAUUAUGACGAAGCGCCGAAGAAUAGUUCAAGCUGACAAAAUAAUACAAAAUGUUAUGCAUGUGUUUUGUUUGUUGAUGUUUUUGCAGUUAAAAGGCUACUACUCCAGCACAAGUAAUCCAGUGUUAUUAUAUUCGACGGCGUCUGACAUUCGAGUGGCAAAUACAUCUAAAUUGGGCAAAAUUAACGCAAUAAUCAAAGAUUUAGAACAGGGAUCGGCUGUUGACUUCCUGUGCAAAAAUAAUUUAAUAUGCUGGUCGGAUCAGACUGCGGAAUUGAUACAAUGUAUGGAGUAUAAUGGCACACAUUCUGGAGAAAAGAUGAGAAUAGUAUCAGAUGGCAUAAUCACACCCACCGGUAUAGCAAUAGAUUGGUACACAGACAAAAUUUACUGGACAGAUGGAGAAACAAAUAGAAUAGAAGUAAUUAGUAUAGAGCAAAAGUAUAGAAAAGUUUUAUUUUGGACAGAAGUGGACCUAGCAAGGGCUAUCGCUCUUGUUCCUAAGGAGGGAUUAAUGUUUUGGACAGACUGGGGUGAAAUACCCAAAAUCGAAAGAGCUGGUAUGAACGGUGACCCAGCAACCCGCAAAGUUAUUGUUAAAGACAAUAUAUUCUGGCCAAACGGAAUUACCGUAGACUAUAACAACAAUUUAAUAUACUGGGUUGAUGCCAAACUACAGUUUGUAGAUAUGAUUGACUUCAAUGGUAAUAAUCGAAAUAAAAUAAUAAAAGAAGGCUUAAAAUAUCCAUAUGCCUUGGCAUAUUUUAAUGAAAAGCUAUAUUGGACUGAUUGGAAGACAUGGGGAAUAUACACUUGGGAUAUAUCAACCAAUGGUGGUAUAAAAGAGCUGAUCAAAUCUGACCCAGUGCCAGUGGACAUUAAAGUCUAUGACAGAAGCAGACAAGUGAUGCCUACUGGGGAUUAUCCGUGCAAAGAUAACGAGGGGUGCUCACACUUGUGUCUGUUGGCACCUACUUCACCAGGAUAUGUUUGCGCCUGUCCAACCGGCGUUAAACUAAAAGAAGGCAGCAACACAACAUGCUACAACUCGCCACAGUCUAUGCUGCUAGUGGCUCAGAGAUCCGUCAUAUCCAAGAUAUCGCUAGACUCCCCUGACUUCACUCCCUAUACACUGCCCUUGAAGGACUUGAAGAGAGCUCUGACUGUGGACUUUGAUCCCAAAAGCGAAUACGUCUAUUGGGCUGACAGUCAGUCCAAAACCAUAUCCCGUGCGCGUUUGGAUGGCAGCGAGCAGUCUGUAGUCAUCCAUAGCAACGGAGUGCCCGACAGCAUAGCAAUAGACCCCCUCGCGAGAAACAUAUACUGGACCGACCCUGUCUCUGACACUAUCACCGUUGCUAGGCUGGAUGGCAGUGCGAGGAAGAUCAUAAUCCACGACGACCUAUACUACCCGCGUGCUAUAGCCCUUCACCCAACAGCGGGUUGGAUGUUCUGGUCGGAUUGGAACGAGAAGAAACCCAAGAUCGAGCGGGCCAACCUGGACGGAACCGAUCGGAUACUGCUGGUCUCGGAAAAGCUCACUUGGCCUAAUGGGAUUGCUUUGGAUACAACCAAUAAUAUGCUGUACUGGGGUGACGCAAGAACGCAUAAGAUUGAGGUGUGCAACAUGGACGGAUCAGCUCGACGGGAGCUACACAGCAGCGAUAUUUUACACAUCUUCGGGCUUACACUGCUCGGUCAGCAUUUGUACUGGACGGAUAUGCAACGACGGACCUUGGACCGAAUAAAUAAAGAUACAGGUUUAGAAAGGCAAGCAGUAGUGGAACAGAUGGCAAACAUGAUGGGUGUAAAAGCAUUUCGUAUCGGAGAGCCAUUGGGCCACACGCCUUGCGCUGACAAUAACGGGGGCUGUUCGCAUCUCUGCUUCAACCGACCAAAGGACUAUGUGUGCAGCUGUCCAUUAGGCUUGGAACUAAGCAAAGAUCGCAAAACGUGCAUUGAACCUGAAGCGUUUCUAAUAUACAGCAGGAAGAACGUCAUUGGACGAAUCAGUAUUGAGAAUGAAAACAACGACGCUGUUCUACCUAUCAAAGAGUUGAAGGAAGUUAGUGCUUUAGCUGUUCAUGUAUCGGGCUCAAAAAUCUAUUGGUCUGACAGCAAAACGAAAACGAUAAACCGAUGUUCCAUAAAUGGAUCCGAUAUAGAGAAAAUACUUGAGUGGAUGGGACUGGUUGAAGGUUUAGCAAUAGAUUGGUCGGGUCAGAACAUUUACUGGACGGACACGGCGUCACAACGGAUCGAGGUUGCUCGUCUCGACGGGUCUAGCCGACGCACGCUGAUAUGGCAGGGGCUGAAGAAACCUAAGAGCAUUGUCUUGGACCCAAGAAAAGGCUACAUGUACUGGUCGGAACUUGGGUCAAAGAGCAUUAAACGGGCCACUAUGGACGGGGGUUCCCCUACGAUCUUAUUCGAGCAAGUUGGCCGCGUCCACGCACUGGCCGUAGACUAUGACAAGCGCACCAUAUACUGGGCAGCUUUAGACCCGCCUGUCAUAGAGUUUGCCUUCUUAAACGGUACGGGAAGGAAAGUGUUGGCCGACAAUAUACCGAUGCCGUACGCGCUGGCUUUGUAUGGAGAUCGAGUGUUUUGGGGCGAUUGGAAUACUGGCCUUAUAGAAGCAUCGAAGAAAACUGACGGCACGAACCGCAAAACGAUUCACAACCAACUGGACUAUAUCUCUGACCUGAAAGUGUACCAUCGGGGACGAGACACACUGUCUAACCAGUGUGGGGUGGACAACGGGGGCUGUUCACACUUGUGUCUGCCCUUGCCUAACAACGACUACCGCUGUGCGUGCCCCACACACUAUCGCCUCAAUAGAGACAACCUUACUUGUUCUGAACCAGAAGAAUUCCUAUUUUUUGCACAGAAAAACGCGGUUGGUCGUAUUUUGACAGCAAAUGGCGAAUGCAAUGACGCUUUUAUACCUUUGACAGGCUUGAAAAGCGUGCGAGCUAUCGAAUACGAUCCCAUCAACAAGCACCUGUAUUGGAUGGAUGACGAAUCCCACUCAAUACGGCGGGUACCCAUCUCGUAUUCGACCACAUCCGCCGUCGCUGACGCAGCUACAAUCGUUACUGGUCUUACACGUCCAUUUCACAUGGUCUUAGACAUACUCGGCCGGGCUCUAUACUGGACCUGCCUAGACACAGACUCGAUCAAUAUCACCUCUAUCGAUAACAACUCUUCGAUUGGUGUCAUAUUGCGUGGGGAGAAAAUGAUGCCGCGACAUUUGGCUUUCCAUCAAACAAAGAGGAUACUAAUAUGGAGCGACGCGGGCCUUGGCGCGAUAAUGCGUGCGAACGUGGACGGAACUUCGCGCGUGGAAAUCGCGCGAGUCAGCAACGUGACCGCGCUGACGGUCGAACAAAACAGCGCGACGGUGUACUGGGCCGUCGCGCGCCAGAUACACGCGCUGGACCUCGACUCGCCUAGCAACAGACGUGUAGUAUGGCAGGGCGGCUGGGUCGGCGCACUGGCCGCGUUCGGAGGCGCCCUGUACCUAUGCGGCAGUGAGCGCAUGCCCAUGCGUUUGCCGCUGCACCGCCGGGACGCGCCCGCCGCGCCGCUGCCGCACCUCGCCAGGCUGGUGGCUGCCAUACCUGUGCAUCGGGUGCCCCGCGAGCACCCGUGCUACGGCGGGCACGCGUGCGGCAGCGCGCUAGGCGCGUGCGGCGCGGGCGGCGUGUGCGGCUGUGGGCUGCAGUGCGCCGCGCGCCGCACGUGCGCUUCCGGCCAGUUCCUGUGCGACGCGCCCGCCGCACCCACGCCCACUGCUGACCCGCCCGUCGUGCACUGCAUCCCCGCGGAAUGGAAAUGCGAUGGGCAGCGCGACUGCCCGGACGGGUCGGACGAGGCGCGCUGCGACGCGUGCGCAGGCCUGCGCUGCGCAGACGGCUCGUGCGCAGCUGUGCUAGGUGGUUGCAGCACUGGCACUUACUGCGCGCACGCGCCGCUGCCCGAUGCCUUCAGAUGCGACGAACGCUUAUGUCUGGCGCCGCUGCUGGUCUGCGACGGCCACAUACACUGCGAGGAUGGCGCAGACGAGGCGCCCUCCCUUUGCGAAUUUCUGCAUAAAGAUCAAGUAGUGUCAGUGGGUGCGAAUCCGGGUGGGCAGUCGCACGCACUGGUGGCGUGCGGCGCCGUGGCGGGCGUGGGCGCAGCCGUGGGCGCCGCGUGGGCCGCGCUGCGCCGCCUGCGCCGCUCGCGCCGCCCGCACCACGCGCAGCGCAACUUCCCGCUGGUCAAGCCGCCGCCGCUCGCCCGAGCCUCGCUGCCCUCCUCCGAAAUGAGCGCGACCGGGUCCGGCUCAGCUGGUUCAAACUCGGCCGGAUCAAAUUCGGCAUCAGAUAGCUUAUGCGGUCGCUACCCCCGACCCACCGCCAACCCGCCGCCCAGCCCGGCCACGGCGUCAGGUGGGAGGCGACGCGCGUAUCGCCACUACCGAGCAUCGAACCGACCGCCCCCGCCGACGCCGGCUUCUACUGACGCGAACGAAUCGGAGACUGAACCAGCCGGGCGCGCGCCGCCGCCUUCUCCCGCACCGCUCCUAUACUGAUAGCUGUCUCAGGAUGCGUUCCUACUGAAGCGGAGUGGAGUGGUGACGUGUUUUAUAGACAAAUC